CAUGGGUGCAGUACGAAUUCAGUUAUCAAGUGUGAGACCCAUGAGCAUGAUGCAUAAGCUCAACCUCAUCGUGUUCUUUUUGCUCUUGUGGCAAUUCGCCAAUUCCAUGUCUACGUUCAACAGUACGACUAAGUUGGAUGACCCGCAGAUUGGUGUAGUCAAAUCUGCUGAGCGAGCUACAAACUUUCCCAUACAAAUUGGCAAUAAAUUUUAUCACUUGGAGACAGAAGGGAAAUUAAAUUGGUUUGAAGCUGCUAACAAAUGUCGUGAGCUAGGAGGCUACUUGGUGAAUAUUGAGAGCAGUGAGGAAAUGGACGUACUCGUAUCCCUUUUACCAGACAAGGACAUUUGGUGUUGGACAUCAGCUCAUUGCCUGGCUGGGAAUAGGAAGUUUAUAUCGGCAACUACUGGGGAGCCCAUGCCUUAUAUGAGAUGGCAUGCAGGAGAGCCAAACAACAGCGCAGAGAGAGAAUUUUGUGUGGAGAUCAAGGCAAAAGUAAUUGCUUUGAACGAUGCAUAUUGCAAGGCCAAAAGAAACUACAUAUGCCAAGCCAAAACUGUAUAAGAGCAUACCAUAAAUAAAAGUAA
Drosophila busckii is the source of this 588-nucleotide messenger RNA. RefSeq names its product C-type lectin 37Db. Bases 2 to 565 code for a protein of 187 amino acids. The record is from RefSeq and is a predicted model, not a curated record. The transcript has 2 exons. NCBI's taxonomy places the organism in Eukaryota, Metazoa, Arthropoda, Insecta, Diptera, Drosophilidae. Gene Ontology annotation, cellular component: external side of plasma membrane. Gene Ontology annotation, molecular function: carbohydrate binding. Gene Ontology annotation, biological process: biological process involved in interspecies interaction between organisms.